CCAGUGUGUCAGUCACCUCAGUAACCCAGUGAGCGCGCGAGUGUGCAGUGCGGACCCGAGUGCAGCCAGCGACUCCUAUACCCGCGCGCGUAUAAAGUGCACUUUCGGAGCUUUCACGUCCAGUUUUCAGUUUCCAUAGGGCUUCUUCGCCCCGUCAUUUGCGGCCAGAGUAUGGCACGCUUUCUUGUGCCGGUGGCUCUGCUGCUGGUUAUAGCAGUACAAACGCACAGUCAGCAGUUCAACACUUACGAUCCCUCGGAGGGAAGCCCGAGACCUUUACCUCCCUCCAUCCCUGGAGCUUUCCCUGUUCCUGGCGAUCGCCCUCGGCCAUCUUUUAGGCCCCAGAGUCGACGGAUCCAGGCUCCGGAGGACCAAGCCCCUCAGGCACAGUCUCAACAGGCUCCGCCCCCGGGGCGCCCCAAGUUCCUGCGACGCCCCUUCCAGGCGCGUGCCGGGCGGAUCUCGCCGUUGGACGCCGAGUCGGAGCAGAAGUCGGGGGCGCCGGUCCCGUUCGCGCCGUCGCCGUUCCCGCCGCAGGGGCGCCCCCUCCCGGACGGCCCCUUCGCCCCCCAGCGCCCCGUCGUGGAGGAGGAAGACGAGCCUGAGGCGCAGGACCCGACUCUCCCGGCCGUCACGGUGACGCAGCGACAGCCGCUCUUCCGCCCCCCGCCCCAACAACCCGCCCUCCCCGUCUUCCGCCAGCCUGCCAGCGUCGGCUUCGCCCCCACACCCUUCAUCAUCCAGGAGGAGGGCGAUUCCUUCGUCCCCGCCAAACAGUUCAAGCCGGCUGCACCUCCAGUGAGCCUAAACGAGGGAGGCCAGCAGGGUCCGCAGAGGAAGGCGCAGUUCCGGCCGCAGGGUCCGAACGCGGGUGUCCGACAGCAGACUUCGAAAGCCCCGCAGUACGAGAAGCCGGCGCGCCCGCUCCAGCCGACCGCCACCGCCGAGAGGAACGACAUUGACAGGGCUGGCUACAGAGAGAAAAAACCAGUCGCCCAGAUCCUGAAACGAUACAGAGAGGACAACCCGGACGGCUCGAUCACGUGGGGUUUCGAAAACGACGACGGCUCCUUUAAAGAGGAGACGAUCGGGAUCGACUGCGUGACGCGCGGGAAAUACGGGUACAUCGACCCGGACGGGAACAGGCGGGAGUACUCCUACACCUCGGGCAUCCCGUGCAACCGCAACAAGGAGCAGGACGAGGAGGCCUCCGACACCAACGGCUACAUCGACUACACCAACAACCGAUACGUCAUGCCCAACGGCGACAGCAUCGACCUCAGCAGCAUGGUCAAGAACCGCGCCAGGAAGCCCGUCAAGAACCACCAAUACUCAUAGUGAGCGUGAAACAGGGUCCUCUCCCACUAGCGUCAGCCACCACCUUAAAACAAAAUGACACUCUUCGACGGUGUAAGUCGGCAAUCACAUAACUCGUUUGCGGUGUCUGAAAAUUUCCGCCUCUAUGUUAUUUUUUUGAAGGAGAACAAAUUGACAUCAUUCCUUGAAGAUUAUGCAGAAUUUUCUUCGCUCAGAGAAGAAAAACUACGGCAGUUUUACAGAAUUGCUGUUGAGUAGUUUUCCGUUUAAAAAAUAAUGUAUGAUUGGAAGUCUGCGACGUCGCAAACCGAGUUAUGUGAUUGCAGACUUACACCGUCGUCUUGUCCAUGCUCUAGCAUUGAUUUUAAUGGCGGCCGAGGGGAUCAAGGUGUUCUUGAGAGGGAACCGAGCGAUACCGGAUGUUGCCAAUUUACUGGGACAGUUUAAUUUUUUAUGACCGAUUCUCUGGAAAAUUUCGUUGAGGAAGCUAGGGCAAAUACCUAGGUACCUGCAAUUUUCAACAGAAUCGGCACAACCGUUCUCUUAAAAACGAAUAAAUUGCCCACAGAUGGCAUUAGCUGAUGUCACUUGAUACUCUUUCAAGAAGUACUGCUCAAAAGAUAUCUGGGAGAAAAAAUUCGUUAAAUUAACCAUGCUACUGUUUGAUUUUUGAAGUGAGGAUACAGUAUGGUAACUCUCACUUUAACUAUUACAUGGAAGGAGGUGUAAAAUACUGAACAUCCUAUGUGUCAAAAAAGUGUAAACGAGAUCUUGAGUUGAUCACUCUCAGAGUGUGGAAUUGAUUCUAGCGAUUUACUAAACCCUAGGUACCUUACUACACACAGCGACUCUCUUUAGUUUCUUUAACCUUUAUGUGAGUACCACUUAAGGCAAUAGGCAAGAGUUGCAUGAUGGAUCAUAUAAGGCUAUAUAUCAACUUCGAAAUUGGUGACCCAACACAGAAUGUUUGAUAGGCCCUGCUUUACCUAGGCGCUGCUGAACCUAUUCUGAACUACACAACCUCCUGAAAGCUGAUUUUAUUCCAUACAUAUACAGGCCCUUGUAAAAAUGGCUAAUUUGCAGUAUUGCCUCUCAUGGUGAAUAAUGCUAAAAGAUUUUCUGCCGUAAGUUUUUUUCAUGGGAGGGUGGAAUCUACUCAAAAAAUAAGCUUCAGUUUAAAAAAAAUUUCAUGCAGAUGGGUUGAUUCAGUUAAUUGAAGCAUUUAUUCAGCAAGUCAAGAGCUCUUAUACACUUUUCGAACGUCUAGAAUGCUAAAUCAGCUUUCAUGUUUCCUAGUGCAUCAGCUAAAAACUAUGAUCAGUAAAAAAUCAAAUUAUUUUUUUACCUUUACACUGCCGUUAUUGACACUUAUUGUCAACAGUCAAUCUAACAUUGCCACAACCGAAUUUUUGAAGUCUACCUGCAUUGGAUAGACCUCUUUUCCAGAUAAAUGGGCCAAAUUCUCUGCUUCAAAAAUAUAGCACCCACACUUACGAGAGCGCAAAAGCUUUCCUUUUAGUGAUAGUUUAAAGAGUAUCUUUUUAAACUGUUCCAUUUUAUCACUUUCUUAUGUACGCUGCUUUGACAGUUUGAAUGCACCGAACAUCUUUAUUUGUUCUUGGUGAAAUUCAAUUACCCCCAAAUCAGGGUUGUCUUCAUGAAGAGUUUAAAGAUUUAAUUAUUUUUUGUUCCUACAUUAUCUGAUGAUAACCAUUAAACAUUGACUAUAUUACACUUCUUAUUUAAAUCAAAGCAGUAAAUAGUAAUUAUUCUUAUAUGCUUGAUUUAAUAAUUAUGAUGGCCUCUAGUGACCAAGCGAGCAAGUUGUUUACUUCUUUGACUGGAGUAAAUAAAGAGGAGAAUAACAGCUCUGAGAAAGUGACAAAGAACUUAGAUUUGACUUCCGCUGAAACUAGCAAUAUCUACAGGAUAAAUGACUGAUUUUUUUACCAGAGCGUUAGACAGACUAUUCAUACUGAAAAAACAAAAAAAUGCUAGUGUUAGAUUUAAAACGUUUUAGGAUAUUAUUAUAAUCUUGUAUGCCAUACGUUUUUAUAUCUUCUAACAGAUCCCUGGGAAUCUUUCAGUCCUCUGAAAUUCAAGUAAAUUACAGUUGGAAAAGCAAAAAUGAUGGAAGAUUAUCAGAGUCAAGGAUUAUAGUUUAAAUUUUAUGGGAGGUGAAUAGGUCAAAAACACAAAAUAUACCUGGAAACUUUAAUUAAGCCAGAUUAAAUAAAUAUGUAUACUGUAAGAUCUCAGAAUUUUUUUUUUAACCUAUUAGCAGAGCACAGGGAUCAACAGGAAGAUCGAAAAUGUAGGCAAGCCCUGAGCUUUGUUUAAUUUGACGUGGUUAAGAUGAUUGUACCAUCCUUAACAUUGUAAAGUCAUUAGUUUAAAACAGAAAACAAUUCCUUUUUUGUAGAAAAUUACUAAUAAAAAUUAAAAAAAUUAAAAAA
Bemisia tabaci is the source of this 3773-nucleotide messenger RNA. RefSeq lists its product as uncharacterized. Lineage: Eukaryota; Metazoa; Arthropoda; Insecta; Hemiptera; Aleyrodidae. Gene Ontology annotation, cellular component: chitin-based extracellular matrix. The record is from RefSeq and is a predicted model, not a curated record. Gene Ontology annotation, molecular function: structural constituent of chitin-based larval cuticle.